This is a messenger RNA of Prunus armeniaca (apricot), 12111 nucleotides long. The record is from the annotation of a GenBank genome assembly. Lineage: Eukaryota; Viridiplantae; Streptophyta; Magnoliopsida; Rosales; Rosaceae.
GUUCUGCACUUGCUUCGAAGAUAUUUGGGGGAAUAUGUCCAUGGACUCUCAGUUGAAGCUUUAAGAAUCAGUGUCUGGAAAGGUGAUGUUGUUCUAAAAGAUUUGAAAUUGAAAGCAGAGGCCCUAAAUUCACUAAAACUUCCAGUCACUGUGAAAGCUGGUUUUAUUGGUACCAUUACAUUAAAGGUUCCCUGGAAAAGUUUAGGCAAAGAGCCUGUGAUUGUUCUCAUUGACCGUGUAUUCAUUCUUGCUUAUCCACUUACUGAUGGCCGGACUCUCAAGGAGGACGGGGAAAAACUAUUUGAAGCAAAACUUCAACAGAUUGAGGAAACAGAGUCAGCGACUCUUGAAGCAAUAUCAAAGUCAAAGCUAGGAAGUCCACCUCCUGGAAAUUCAUGGCUAGGUUCCCUUAUUGCUACCAUUAUCGGAAAUUUAAAGAUAUCAAUUAGCAAUGUACAUAUUAGAUAUGAGGACUCAGUCAGUAAUCCAGGCCAUCCAUUUUGUUCGGGUGUAACUUUGGCUAAGCUUGCUGCUGUUACGAUGGAUGAGCAAGGGAAUGAAACAUUUGAUACAAGUGGUGCGCUUGAUAAGUUGCGGAAGUCGUUGCAACUUGAAAGGCUUGCUAUGUAUCAUGAUUCAGAUAGUGUUCCUUGGAAGAUAGACAAGGGAUGGGAAGAUCUCACUCCUGAGGAAUGGGUUCAGAUAUUUGAAGAUGGUAUAAAUGAACCUGCUGAUGAUCGUGGAAUGGUGUCUAAGUGGGCUGUAAAUCGCAAGUAUUUGGUGUCACCAAUAAAUGGAGCUCUAAAAUAUCACCGCAUUGGAAAUCAAGAAAAAAAUGAUCCGGAGGUUCCAUUUGAGAAGGCUUCUCUUGUCCUUAGUGAUGUUUCUUUAACAAUUACUGAGGCACAGUAUCAUGAUUGGAUAAAGCUAUUGGAAGUUGUUUCAAGAUACAAGACAUAUGUUGAAGUUUCCCAUCUAAGACCUGUGGUGCCAGUUUCAGAGGGUCCUUAUUUGUGGUGGCGUUAUGCUGCUCAAGCAGGCCUGCAGCAGAAGAAAAUGUGUUACCGAUUCUCAUGGGACCGCAUUCGGAGUCUCUGUCAGCUUCGUCGCCGCUACAUUCAGUUGUAUGCUGGUUCAUUGCAACACUUGUCAAAUGUUAAUAAUGCAGAAAUUAGAGAAAUUGAGAAAGAUCUGGAUUCGAAAGUAAUUCUUUUAUGGAGGUUACUUGCACAUGCAAAGGUAGAAUCUGUUAAAUCCAAGGAAGCAGCUGAACAGAGGUCGUUCCAGAAGAAAGGCUGGUUUUCAUUUAUGUGGCGUACACCUGCUGAAGGUUCUACUAUUGUGGAUGCUGCUGAGGGAUCACAGUUACCGGAAGAAAGACUGACUAAAGAGGAAUGGCAGGCAAUUAAUAAGUUACUGAGUUAUCAACCAGAUGAAGCAUUGACAUCACACUCAGGAAAGGACGUGCAGAAUAUGAUCCGGUUUUUGGUAACUGUGUCUAUCGGUCAAGCUGCUGCUAGGAUCAUUGAUAUAAACCAAACCGAGAUUGUGUGUUGUAGAUUUGAGCAACUUCAAGUGUCAACCAAGUUUAAACAUCGAAGUACCUACUGUGAUGUGUCAUUGAAAUUCUAUGGUUUGUCAGCUCCAGAAGGCUCACUUGCCCAGAGUGUCUCUAGUGAGAAGAAGGUGAAUGCUCUAGCUGCUAGCUUUGUGUACAAUCCAGUUGGAGAGAAUGUUGACUGGAGGCUGUCGGCUACAAUUUCUCCCUGCCAUGUCACGGUUUUAAUGGAAAGCUUUCAUCGCUUUUUAGAAUUUGUGAAAAGGAGUAAUGCAGUUAGUCCUACUGUUACAUUGGAACUGCAACUGCUUUGCAGGUUUGCUCUUGAUAUUGACUUAGAUGCUCCAAAAGUAAGAGUUCCCAUAGGAACUUGUGGCUCUUCCAAAUGCGAUAGCCAUUUUCUUUUAGAUUUUGGUCAUUUCACGCUGCACACCAAGGAUAGUCAGCCUGAUGAACAGAGGCAGAACCUAUAUUCUCGGUUUUUUAUAACUGGAAGAGAUAUUGCUGCCUUUUUUAUGGAUUCUGGUUCUGACUGUCAAAGUUGCACUUGGGAUGUACCCAAUAAUGAUAAUCACCCACUUUUAUCUCCUUCCCCAGACAAUGUUGACAAUUUUUAUUCUCUCAUAGAUAGGUGUGGAAUGGCUGUACUUGUUGAUCAGAUCAAAGUGCCCCACCCAAAUUACCCGUCAAUGCGGAUUUCAAUUCAAGUGCCAAACCUUGGGAUUCACUUUUCACAAUCAAGGUUUCAGAGGCUUAUGAAACUGUUAAACAUAUUCUAUGGUACUUUGGAAACUUGUGGUCAGCCUGCUGUUGAUGAUUUUCAAGCAGAAACUCCAUGGAGCCCUGCAGAUCUUUCUGGAGAUGCUAGAAUUUUAGUAUGGAGGGGGAUUGGAAAUUCUGUGGCUACAUGGCAACCCUGUUUUCUUGUGUUGUCGGGAAUAAAUCUUUAUGUGUUGGAGUCUGAAAAGUCACAGAGUCACCAGCGACACUUCAAGGACUGUUGCCCAAGCAUGGCUGGCAGACAAGUGUAUGAGGUUCCUCCAGCCAACAUUGGUGGUUCAUCGUUUUGUCUCGCUGUGAGUUACAGGGGGAUGGACAAUCAAAAGGCUCUGGAGUCUUCUAGUACCUUGAUUAUAGAGUUUCGGGCUGAGGAGGAGAAGGCCAUUUGGUUGAAAGGACUUAUACAAGCCACAUAUCAGGCUUCUGCUCCUCCGUCAGUUGAUGUUUUGGGAGGAACAAUUGAUCCUGUCACUGACUUUGGUGAACCACAGAUCAUGAACUCAAAAACAGCUGACCUUGUCAUUAAUGGGGCAUUGGUGGAGACAAAGUUAUUUAUAUAUGGAAAGACUGGUGAUAAACUUGAUGAAGAACUUGGUGAGACUCUUAUUCUUGAAGUUCUUGCCAAUGGGGGGAAGCUACACAUGAGUCGUUGGGAAGGUGACCUGACACUUAAGAUGAAACUGCACUCUUUGAAAAUCAAAGAUGAGCUUCAAGGUCGCCUGUCAACAACCCCACAGUAUUUAGCUUGCUCAGUGCUAAAUAAUGACAAUUCAGUUUCUUCUCCUGUCAUAAUUGAUCCACACUGGAAAGAAAUGUCUACUUUGCUUCAUGCGGAUGAUGAUACUUUCACAGAUGCCUUGCCAGAUUUUAUGUCUAUAUCAGAUGCAGCUUUUGGUUCACAAAUUAUGAAUAUGGAUACAAGUGCAACAGCUGAGGACAUCAAUGAUGGUACUGGAUUUGCUUCUACUGACGACUUGAUUCUUGAAAAGAAUCUGGUAAAGGGAAAGGUCAUUUCUGGAGAGAUAUUUUAUGAGGCGGAGGGCGGUGAUAAUUCAAAUUUUGUAUCUGUUACCUUCUUGACUCGGAGUUCUUGCUCGCCUGAUUAUGAUGGUAUUGAUACACAGAUGAAUCUCCGCAUGUCCAAACUGGAAUUCUUUUGCAACAGACCUACUCUUGUUGCUUUAAUUGAUUUUGGCCUGGAUUUAAGCUCUGUGUACUGCACGGAAAGUAGUGCAGACAUGAGUAAACUUUCAGAUGAUAAACCUUUGAUGAACAAAGAAAAGAUUGAAGAAAAUGGGCGUGUCAAAGGGUUGCUGGGUUAUGGUAAAGGUCGUGUAGUAUUUUAUUUAAACAUGAAUGUUGACAGUGUGACUGUGUUUCUUAACAAGGAGGAUGGCUCUCCAUUUGCAAUGUUUGUGCAAGAAAGUUUCCUGCUGGAUCUCAAGUUCAAAUUUAAUUCUUAUAAUGCUGAAGAUGAUGAUUAUGAAGGAUAUGAUUACAGUUUACGUGGCCGACUUUCUGCUGUCCGCAUUAUAUUCCUAUAUAGGUUUGUUCAGGAGAUAACAGUGUACUUUAUGGAACUUGCCACCCCACAUACUGAAGAGGCAAUCAAACUUGUUGAUAAAGUUGGAGGGUUUGAGUGGCUAAUUCAGAAAUAUGAGAUUGAUGGAGCUACAGCGUUAAAGCUGGAUUUGUCACUUGAUACUCCAAUAAUUAUUGUUCCGAGAAAUUCAACAAGCAAAGAUUUCAUUCAACUUGAUUUGGGCCAGCUAAAAGUCACAAAUGAAUUUAGUUGGCAUGGUUCCCCAGAGAAGGAUCCGUCAGCUGUCCAUAUUGAUGCCCUUCAUGCUGAGAUUCUGGGGAUCAACAUGUCUGUAGGAAUUGACGGUUGCUUGGGUAAAUCAAUGAUACGAGAAGGCAAAGGACUUGAUGUUCAUGUGAGGAGAAGUUUGAGGGAUGUCUUCAAAAAAGUCCCAACAUUUUCUCUUGAAGUGAAGGUGGGCUUAUUGCACGCUGUCAUGUCUGACAAAGAAUAUAAAGUCAUUCUGGACUGUGCAUUCAUGAAUUUAUGUGAAGAGCCAAAGCUUCCCCCUACUUUCCGUGGUGGCAAAUCUGGUACGAAGGAUACAAUGAAGCUGCUGGUUGAUAAGGUCAACAUGAAUAGUCAAAUCCUUCUGUCACGAACUGUUACCAUAGUGGCGGUUGUAGUCGAUCAUGCCCUGUUGGAGUUGUAUAAUGGCAUUCAUGCUGAGUCUCCUUUUGCUCAAAUUGCUCUAGAAGGUCUUUGGGUAUCAUAUCGGAUGACUUCAUUGUCUGAGACAGAUCUCUACAUAACCAUUCCAAAGUUUUCUGUAGUUGACAUUCGCCCUGAUACAAAACCUGAAAUGCGCUUAAUGCUUGGAUCAUCCACUGAUGCUUCUAAACAAGUUUCUUCUGGAAGUUUGCCAUUUUCUUUGAACAAGGGGAGCUUUAGAAGAGCAGAUUCUGAUGCUGGAUUUCAUGUGGAUUUACCAGUAUCAACAAUGUUCUUGAUGGACUAUAGAUGGCGUAAAUCAUCACAAUCAUUUGUGGUUAGGGUUCAGCAGCCUCGAGUUCUUGUUGUAGCUGAUUUCCUUCUGGCUGUGGGUGAAUUUUUUGUGCCUGCAUUGCGGACAAUAACUGGUAGGGAGGAAGUGAUGGAUCAUGAGAAUGAUCCCAUUAGUAAAAACAGUAGCAUAGUUUUCUCUGAACCUAUUUACAAACAGACAGAAGAUGUGGUGCACCUGUCUCCAAGUAGACAAUUAAUAGCAGAUUCUUUACACAUUGAUGAAUAUACAUAUGAUGGAUGUGGAAAGACCAUCUGUUUAAGUGGGGAAAUGGAUGCAAAAGAACUCCAUUCAACUAGGCCUCGACCCAUUAUUAUAAUUGGACGUGGAAAGAGGUUGCGGUUUAUGAAUGUCAAAAUUGAGAAUGGUUCUCUUUUGAGGAAUUAUACAUGCUUGAGUAAUGAUAGCAGCUACUCAGUAUCCUUUGAGGAUGGUGUAGACAUCAUGUUGCUGGACAGUUCCUCAUCUGAUGACGACGACAAGAAGAGUCUGGAAUACUUGCAUAACUCGUCUGACACCUCAAAUAUUUCUUCGUAUUCUGAAAGUGAUCCAAUCCCAAGUUUCAGUUUUGAAGCACAGGUUGUUUCUCCUGAGUUUACCUUCUAUGAUGCUUCAAAGUCUUCUCUGGAUGAUUCAUAUGGUGAAAAGCUUCUCCGUGCAAAGUUGGAUUUUAGCUUCAUGUAUGCAUCUAAAGAAAAUGAUACCUGGAUUCGAGCCCUGGUGAAAGAUCUUACAGUUGAGGCUGGUUCUGGUCUUAUUGUUCUUGAUCCAGUAGAUAUAUCUGGGGGUUACACUUCGGUUAAGGACAAAACAAAUAUGUCUUUGUUAUCAACUGAUGUUUGCUUCCAUCUUUCACUGAGUGUUGUUUCCCUUAUACUUAAUUUGCAAAGCCAGGCAACAGCAGCAUUGCAAUUUGGAAAUCCUAUGCCCUUGGUUGCAUGUACCAAUUUUGAUCGAAUUUGGGUGUCCCCAAAAGAAAAUGGAUCUUGUUACAACCUUACCUUUUGGAGGCCUCGAGCACCUUCAAAUUAUGUUAUAUUGGGAGAUUGUGUGACAUCAAGGCCAAUUCCUCCUUCACAGGCAGUAAUGGCAGUGAGUAAUGCAUAUGGGCGCGUGCGUAAGCCAAUUGGUUUCAAUCUCAUAGGCUUGUUCUCUGCUAUUCAAGGAUUUGGUGGGGGUGAUUCUGAUGUUGGUAGUGAUUGUUCUCUUUGGAUGCCUGUAGCACCACCAGGAUACAUAGCGUUGGGUUGUAUAGCAAAUAUUGGGAAAGAACCCCCAACUAAUCACAUUGUUUAUUGCAUUCGUUCUGAUCUUGUAACGUCAACAACAUAUUCAGAAUGCUUAUUUUGCUCUCCAUCAAAUCCUCAAUUUGCAUCUGGAUUUAGCAUCUGGCGUGUAGAAAAUGUUCUUGGAUCAUUUCAUGCCUCUUCUUCUGCUGAAUGCCCUUCCAAAAACAAUUGUUGUAACCUCAGUCAUCUUCUUCUUUGGAAUUGGAAUCGGCAUCAUUCUUCUCCUAAAGAAUCUGCCUCAAAUUUGGCUGUUGAUCAUAGCUCUGGAUGUCAGCAAACCAGAAACCAGACUGGAAAUUCUUCUGGAUGGGAUAUUGUCAGAUCAUUUUCAAAGGCAAAUAAUUGUUAUAUGUCGACCCCUAACUUUGAGAGAAUCUGGUGGGACAAGGGUAGUGACCUCCGCCGACCAGUCUCAAUAUGGCGACCCAUUGCGCGUCGAGGCUAUUCCAUAAUGGGUGAUUGCAUUACCGAAGGCUUAGAGCCACCAGCUGUGGGCAUAGUUUUUAAGGCUGAUGAUCCCGAAGUAUCUGCGAAACCCGUGCAAUUUACUAAAGUUGCGCAUGUUGUAGGCAAAGGUUUGGAUGAAGUCUUCUUCUGGUACCCACUUGCUCCACCUGGUUAUGCUUCUCUUGGUUGCAUAGUCUCCAGAAUGGAUGAAGCCCCAUGUGUAGAUACGUUUUGUUGCCCUAGGAUGGAUCUUGUUAACCAAGCUAAUAUUCUUGAGGUGCCAAUUUCAAGAUCUUCGACUUCUAAGGGAUCUCAAUGCUGGAGCAUUUGGAGAGUUGAAAAUCAGGCAUCAACUUUUCUUGCACGGGCUGAUCUGAAAAAACCGUCAAGCAGAUUGGCUUAUGCUAUUGGUGAUUCCAUGAAGCCAAAGGCUAGGGAAAACAUAACUGCAGAAGUGAAGCUAAGAUGCUUCUCUUUAACUGUUCUAGACAGCUUAUGUGGAAUGAUGACACCACUAUUUGACACGACAAUCACCAAUAUCAAGCUUGCAACACAUGGUCGACUGGAGGCUAUGAAUGCAGUACUGAUCUCCUCUAUUGCUGCAUCAACCUUCAACACCCAGUUAGAAGCGUGGGAGCCACUUGUGGAACCUUUUGAUGGAAUAUUCAAGUUUGAAACAUAUGACACCAAUGUACACUCGCCCUCAAAAUUUGGGAAGACAAUGCGUAUUGCUGCUACCAGUAUCCUUAAUUUAAAUGUCAGUGCUGCAAACCUUGAAACUUUUAUAGGGAGCAUUCUUUCAUGGAGAAGACAAUUAGAACUUGAACAGAAAGCAAUGAAGAUAAAUGAGGAAGCUGGUGGUCUAUGUGAACAGGAUCAGACUUUGUCUGCAUUGGAUGAAGAUGACUUUCAGACUGUGAUUGUAGAGAAUAAACUUGGGUGUGAUAUAUAUCUGAAAAAAUUUGAAGAAAAUACAGAUGCAGUGGAUCGGUUGCGUCAUGGUGAUUGUAUUUCUAUAUGGGUGCCACCUCCAAGGUUUUCUGACAGGUUCAAUGUUGCAGAUGAAUCUAAGGAAGCGCGCUAUUAUGUUGCUAUUCAGAUUCAUGAAGCCAAGGAUUUACCUAUUGUAGAUGAUGGCAACAGCCAUAACUUCUUCUGUGCUUUGCGCCUUGUUGUUGAUAGUCAGCCGACAGAUCAACAAAAACUCUUUCCUCAAAGUGCCAGGACAAAAUGUGUUAAGCCUGCACUUUCGAAAAUCAAUAACUUGAAUGAAGGCAAGGCGGAAUGGAAUGAACUUUUCAUAUUUGAAGUUCCUCGGAAGGGACCAGCUAAACUGGAAGUGGAGGUGACAAACCUUGCAGCAAAAGCAGAAAGGGUUCAACAUAACAAUCUUGAUGACAUGGACGAAUGUGGAUGUCUGUUGGUUUCAACUUCUUAUUUUGAGAGGAAAACAACUCCAAUUUUUCAAAGAGAUCUAGAGGCUGAAAAUGCAAGUGAUAGAGACAUAGGUUUCUCUGUUGGUCUUGGCCCGGAUGGUGUUUGGGAGAGCAUUCGGUCAUUGCUUCCAUUGUCAGUUGUCCCCAAAUCACUACAGAAUGAUUUCAUGGCACUGGAAGUUGUCCUGAAAAAUGGCAAGAAGCAUGCAAUUUUCAGGGGUCUUGCAACAGUUGUAAAUGAGACUGAUGUUAACUUGAAAUUUUCAAUUUGUCAUGCUUCUCGGAUUCGAGGUUAUGAUUCCUCUUUAGGAAAAAGUGAUAACAUAAAUCCUGGAGGUUCUUUUGUUUUACCUUGGAGAAGUACAUCAAAUGAUUCCGACCAGUGCUUACAAAUUUGUCCUUCUGUUGAUGACCCUCAGCCUCCAUAUUCAUGGGGUUCUGUCGUGGCAGUGGGUUCUGGUUAUACAUAUGGAAAGGACCUGACUCUUAUAGAUCAGGUUGCACUCUCUCGACAAUAUACUUCAAAGCAGGAAAAUAAGAUGCCUAAUGUUACUUUUAGGUUGAAUCAGCUUGAGAAGAAAGAUAUACUUUUGUGUUGUUCUAGUACCAUAAAUAAACAAUUUUGGCUUAGUGUUGGGGCAGAUGCCUCAGCUCUUCAUACUGAAUUGAAUGCACCUGUUUAUGAUUGGAGAAUAUCUGUCAACUCUCCUAUGAAGUUGGAAAAUCGACUUCCCUGUCCGGCUGAAUUCACAAUCUGGGAAAGAACAAAAGAUGGAAAAUGCAUUGAACGACAGCAUGGUAUGAUCUCUUCACGUGGGGGUGUUCAUAUAUAUUCCGCAGACAUUCAGAAACCCUUAUAUCUUACAUUGUUUGUUCAGGGUGGUUGGGUUCUGGAGAAGGACCCCGUUCUUGUUUUGAAUCUUUAUUCCAAUGACCAUGUCUCAUCAUUCUGGAUGGUUCACCAGAAAAGUAGAAGGAGACUGCGCGUGAGUAUUGAACGUGACAUGGGAGGGACCACUGUUGCACCCAAAACAAUAAGGUUUUUUGUUCCAUAUUGGAUCACGAAUGAUUCAUCUAUUCCCUUGGCAUAUCGAGUGGUGGAAGUAGAACCUUUAGACAAUGCAGAUACAGACUCUCUAAUACCUUCUAGAGUCAAGUCUGCAAAAUCAGCCUUGAAAAGUCCUACAAACUCUAUGGACAGGAAGCUUUCUUCCACUAGGAGAAACAUUCAAGUACUUGAAGUUAUUGAGGACACUACUCCUGUUCCUAAUAUGCUUUCUCCACAAGAUUAUGCAAGCCGCAGUGGGGCUUCGCUGUUUCCAUCUCAAAAAGAUGUAUAUCUGUCCUCACGAGUGGGCCUUUCUGUUGCCAUUCGUCAUUCAGAAAUAUACAGUCCUGGGAUAUCUCUUUUUGAGCUGGAAAAGAAGGAAAGGAUUGAUGUCAAAGCAUUCAGUUCAGAUGGAUCUUAUUACAAGCUUUCAGCGCGACUGAACAUGACCUCAGACAGAACAAAGGUUGUGCAAUUCCAGCCCCACAGCUUGUUUAUUAAUAGAGUUGGUUCCAGCCUGUGUCUGCAGCAGUGUGGUUCUCAGUCUGUGGCCUGGAUUCAUCCCACAGAUUCUCCAAAACCCUUUUGGUGGCAGUCUUGUGCCAAAGUUGAAUUGUUGAAGUUGCGGGUGGAUGGUUACAAAUGGAGUGCACCAUUUAGUGUUUGUAAUGAAGGUAUCAUGCGUGUUUGCUUGAGGAAGGAUACUGGAAAUGAACAACUUCAGUUUCGAAUAGCUGUAAGAAGUGGAGCAAAGAAUUCAAGCUAUGAAGUUAUUUUCCGUCCGAACUCUUCCUUGAGUCCUUACAGGGUUGAAAAUCGUUCCAUGUUUCUACCCAUCCGAAUUCGGCAAGUGGAUGGUACUAGUGAUUCGUGGAACUUUCUUCUUCCUAAUACAGCAGUUUCUUUUUUAUGGGAAGAUCUUGGCAGAAGGCGUUUAUUAGAAAUCCUGGUAGAGGGGGAAGACCCAUUGAAAUCAGGGAAGUAUGAUAUUGAUGAGAUUUCUGAUCACCAACCUAUUCACGUGGGAAGUGGACCUUCUAAAGCUCUACGUGUUACUGUAAUAAAAGAAGAGAAAGUGAAUGUCAUUAAGAUCAGUGACUGGAUGCCAGAAAGUGAACCUGCUGGAGUUUUGAGUAGAAGCCAGUCAUCACUUUUGUCUCAACUUUCUAUACAGCAACAAUCACCUUUUCUCUCUGAUUGUGAAUUUCAUGUUAUCAUUGAGCUAGCUGAGCUUGGGAUAUCCAUUAUUGACCAUACACCCGAAGAAAUUCUCUACCUUUCGGUUCAGAAUCUUCUGUUUGCAUAUUCAACUGGCUUAGGCUCUGGAAUCAGUCGGUUGAAACUUAGAAUGCGUGGGAUACAAUUGGAUAACCAGUUGCCAUUAAUUCCAACGCCGGUUCUUUUUAGGCCACAGAGAGUUGGGGAAGAGACUGACUAUAUCUUGAAACUUUCAAUCACAAUGCAAUCCAAUGGGUCGCUAGAUCUGUGUGUCUAUCCAUAUAUUGGUCUCCAUGGACCUGAGAACUCUGCCUUUUUGAUAAACAUUCAUGAACCUAUCAUCUGGCGCAUUCAUGAAAUGAUUCAGCAGGUCAACCUUAGUCGGUUGUAUGAUACUCAAACAACUGCUGUUUCUGUUGAUCCAAUCAUUGAAAUUGGAGUUCUUAGCAUCUCAGAGGUUCGAUUCAAAGUGUCAAUGGCUAUGUCACCAAGUCAAAGGCCAAGAGGUGUUCUUGGCUUUUGGGCAUCUUUGAUGACUGCAUUGGGCAACACUGAGAAUAUGCCAGUGAGGAUAAAUCAAAGGUUUCAUGAGAACGUGUGCAUGAGGCAGAGUUCAAUGAUUAGUAUUGCUAUUUCAAACAUUCGAAAAGAUCUCCUAGGCCAACCUCUUCAACUGCUAUCCGGUGUUGAUAUAUUGGGUAAUGCAAGUAGUGCACUUGGACAUAUGAGCAAGGGCAUGGCUGCCUUAUCAUUUGAUAAGAAGUUUAUUCAAAGCCGACAGAGACAGGAAAGCAAGGGCGUGGAGGACUUUGGUGAUGUUAUUAGAGAGGGCGGUGGAGCACUGGCAAAAGGCCUCUUCAGAGGAGUCACUGGGAUAUUAACAAAGCCGCUUGAAGGUGCAAAAACGUCUGGCGUUGAGGGUUUUGUGCAAGGUGUUGGGAAAGGAUUAAUAGGUGCAGCUGCACAACCAGUGAGUGGGGUUCUAGAUCUUUUGUCAAAAACUACUGAGGGUGCCAAUGCGAUGAGAAUGAAGAUAGCAUCAGCUAUAACUUCUGAUGAGCAACUGCUCCGCAGACGAUUGCCUCGUGUUAUUGGCGGUGAUAAUUUAAUUCGGCCAUAUGAUGGGGACAAGGCACAGGGACAGGCUAUAUUGCAGCUGGCAGAAUCAGGUUCAUUUUUCCUCCAGGUUGAUCUGUUUAAAGUACGUGGGAAGUUUGCCUUAUCAGAUGCUUAUGAAGAUCACUUUUUACUCCGCAAAGGAAAAAUUCUUCUAGUCACUCAUCGAAGAUUGAUACUGUUGCAACAACCCUUCACUGUAGCUCAGAGGAAGUUCAACCCGGCUAGGGAUCCAUGUUCUGUACUGUGGGAUGUACUUUGGGAUGACCUGGUCAUAAUGGAAAAGUCAUAUGGAAAAAAGGACCACCCAAAAGCCCCACCUUCACGGGUCAUUCUUUAUUUACAAGAGAAAUCAACUGAGGUGAGGGAACAAGUUCGAGUCAUAAAAUGCAUCCCUGAUACCCCCCAGGCUCUUGAGGUGUACUCCUCGAUUGAACGAGCAAUGAACACUUAUGGGUCAAACAAACCAAAGAGAAUGCUGAAAAAGAGUGUGACAAUUCCAUAUGCACCAAUGUUUGAUAGCACCAGCGCUGAAGCUAUACCAAAAGAAGGGGCUGGUGUCUUGUCGCCCCGACAGGUGCCUACAUCAUUUCCUCGUAGUUCAACUUUUGGCAGCAGCAGCAGCAGCAAUUGA